AAUCUAGUAGCCUGCCUAAUUUGGGGUCGACUUGUUGACCUGGAACGGCACAGUGAAGCCAUUGAUUCUGCUUCUCAACUUGCUCUACUCCAGUCUGAUUCAACAUGUCCGGAACUGGCCCCCGGGAAAACAUCUUUCCUACGCGAAUGGCCCUGACGAACACGAAACUGCGUCUGAAAGGUGCACAGACCGGCCACUCCUUACUCGCCAAGAAGCGAGAUGCUCUAACCACUAGAUUCCGAGCAAUCUUACGAAAAGUUGACGAGUAGGCGAAGCGGAAGAUGGGCAGAGUGAUGCAAUUGGCUUCAUUCUCACUCGCGGAAGUCACAUAUGCGACCGGUGACAUAUCUUAUUUGGUGCAAGAACAAGCAAAGUCGGCGACUUUCAAGGUCAAAGCGAAACAGGACAACGUAUCUGGUGUCAUCCUGCCCGCUUUCGAAGUUGAUCGUGUACAGGGAUCAGACUUCAAUCUCACUGGUCUCGGACGAGGUGGUCAGCAAGUACUUCGAUCAAAGGAGGUGUAUGCCAAGGCAGUUGAGACCCUGGUGGAACUUGCAUCAUUGCAGACUGCUUUCACCAUCCUCGAUGAAGUCAUCCGUGCAACGAAUCGUCGCGUGAAUGCUAUCGAACAUGUCAUCAUACCACGUCUUGACAACACAAUCAAGUAUAUUGCUAGCGAAUUGGACGAAAUGGAUCGAGAGGAGUUCUUCCGACUUAAGAAGGUACAAGGCAAAAAGAAACGAGAUGCAGAAGCAUCAGAAGCUCUGCGAAAAGCUGCAGCAGAGCGAUACAUCGAGGUUGAGGAUAUUCAGAUUGGAGGGGGUGGCGGUGACCUGAUAGACACCAAAGACGAAGACAUUAUUUUCUAAGCUCGCACUGUAUAUUAUCACACUCGGAUGGACUUCCUUUUGCAUAGCUGGAGAGCCGUAUGAUAACGAGUAACGAGACCGGCAUGGAUGUGUAUUGCAGCCGAAAACUGACAAGGAGCAACAUAUCCAACCACCAGACGAACUUUUCAUGGCGGAAAAAGCAUGGUAGAUAGCUUCAUGUAGCAUAUCGGGUGCGUGAGUGCGCAUACAUACAUA
This is a messenger RNA of Somion occarium, 1085 nucleotides long. The record is from the annotation of a GenBank genome assembly. NCBI's taxonomy places the organism in Eukaryota, Fungi, Basidiomycota, Agaricomycetes, Polyporales, Cerrenaceae.